Molecule: messenger RNA, 1546 nt
Organism: Schistocerca cancellata (South American locust)
Lineage: Eukaryota; Metazoa; Arthropoda; Insecta; Orthoptera; Acrididae
Product: ras-related protein M-Ras-like
Exons: 5
Coding region: 186-782 (198 amino acids)
Biological process (GO): signal transduction
Cellular component (GO): plasma membrane
Molecular function (GO): GTPase activity; GDP binding; GTP binding
Source: RefSeq, a predicted model, not a curated record
GAUGUUAGAAAAUGUUCAAAGUGCAUGUUAUCAUUUGCCCGACUCGAAACAAAGAUAAUCUCGGGAGUAGUUGGGCGGUGUUCGUGUAGAAUUUGUCACAAGUGUGAUGUGAAAGAUGUAAUGACAUAGAAAAUGAGUGGAAGGUUCAAAUUUACACACACACAAUAGGUAGAAGAAGGGCAACCAUGUCGUCCCGCCCCCCCAAUGAGAACUUGGUCACCUACAAACUGGUGGUGGUGGGGGACGGAGGCGUGGGCAAGAGUGCACUUACGAUUCAGUUCUUCCAGAAACUUUUUGUCACCGACUACGACCCAACGAUUGAAGAUAGCUAUAUCCAGCACACAGAAGUUGAUGGCCAGUGGUGCAUUUUAGAUGUUCUAGAUACUGCAGGCCAAGAAGAGUUCAGUGCCAUGAGAGAACAGUACAUGAGAAAGGGCGACGGAUUCCUCCUAAUGUACUCUGUCACAGAUAAACAAAGUUAUGAAAAUAUAAUAAAUUUCCACACACAAAUUCUCAGAGUGAAGGAUAGGGAUGUUUAUCCAAUGCUCCUUGUUGCGAACAAAGUAGACCUUGUACAUCUUCGAAAAGUAUCAGAAGAAGCUGGUCGUGAACUGGCCCAUAAGUUGGGCAUUCCUUAUAUUGAAACUAGUGCCAAAGAUCCUCCACUGAAUGUGGAUGCUGCAUUUCAUGAGGUUGUACGCAUCAUCCGCAAUCAGCCACCUGCAGAAACUGAAAAGAAUCGCAGGAAAAGAAGACACCCUAUGAAGUGUGUUUUGCUGUAAGUCCUUUACUUGGCUACUGAAACAGUAGGCGAGAAAAUGCUCACCACUUUGCUGAUAAUUUUUUUAUUCUUCUUUACAAAAUGAUGUUUUUAAGGAAACGGUCAUUGGAAAACGCACACUUAAGGUACAUAGAUGAAACAAAAGUAUUUUCUUCUGAGAUUGUAGGAAUAAGAAGGAAGUAAUUGGUGUCAAAUGUUAGAAUAUCAAUAUAUGAAUGUUAUACAUGGGUAUAUUCAUUGAAAGGCCUAUUCAUCUAAUCUUAGCAUUAAUUUACUCUGUAUGUGUUUGAUGUGUUAUUUUUCUGAUUAUAAGACUGCCUUUAAAUAUGAUUUGCGUAAAAAGCAUUGGACAGAAAAAUAUUCUGUCAGAAUGUAGCAAAAAUUACUUGGAUUUUAUUACAGAGCAUAACUAUAUUUUAUACACACAAAAUCAUUCAUAAAUUUGCAGCUAUACGCACACAUAAUGCUCACUUCCAUUUUCAAUGCUGUAUUGUCAACAGAUGUGUUAAUUACUGUUGUGCUAAUAGUUAGGCUUUUCUCUGAAAAUGUUGUAUGGGGUAUCUUUUUAUAUACGUGUCAAAAGUUAUCUGGUUGUUUACUCAGUGUGAAGUAUUCUUUCAGAUGUCAUAAAUGUACAAAUUAGAAUGAAGUUGUAUCAUCAAUUAGCAUUCCAUUCAUUAAUGUUUGUGUUUGAGACUGCUGUUAACAUUGAGUGAUGUAGUAAGUCUCCUGUAUAAAAUAAAGGUGUUCUGUAGUCCACUAUCA